GUUCAUCACAAACAGAUCAACGAUCAAUAUGAAAAUCUUUCUCUGCUUGCUUGCCGUCUCAGCAGUGGCUAAUGCUGGCUUCAUUGGCGGUGGUGGUGGCGGUGGCCAUGGCUCCGGCGGUGGACACGAUCAUCAUGGCGACUCCAGUGGCCCGGCUCCCGAAGUCAAAGUCAUCAAAGUGAUACACGAAUCAGGCUCAGCUGGUGGAGGCGGCGGCGGUGGCGGUGGCUGGCAACCAGCUGGCGGUUGGUCUGCAGGAGGCGGCGGCGGUGGCUAUGGAGGUGGUGCUGGUGGUGGCUAUGGCGGUGGUGCAAGUGGAGGAUAUGGCGGUGGUUAUGGCGGCGGCUCUGGAGCUGGCCAGGAAGUCAAAAUCAUCAAGAUCAUCUCACAACCUCAAGCAGCUGGCGGUUAUGGCGGUGGCUCCAGCGGUGGUUGGUCUGCUGGCGGUGCUGGUGGCUCUUCGGGAUGGUCAUCUGGUGCCAGCGAUGCCACAGCUGCUGUCAAGAUCAUCAAGAUCAUCUCGGAGAGCGCUGGCGAUAGCGGUGAUGCCUCCGGCUGGUCUUCGGGUGGCGCCUCCCAAGGUGGUUGGUCCGCUGGUGGUGCAUCAAGUGGAGGCUGGUCUGCAGGAGGUGGCUCCAGCGGUGGUUGGUCCUCGGGCGGUCCUUCAAGCGGUGGUUGGUCAUCAGCCGGACCCUCAAGCGAUGGCUGGUCCUCUCAAGGAUCCGCUUCCUAUGGCGGUGCCAGUUCUGGCUCCUUUGGCGGUGGCUGGUCUCAAGGUGGCAGCGGUGGACACGGCAGCGGCGGCGGCAGCAGCUGGUAAAAGCAAAAAACAAGA
Molecule: messenger RNA, 835 nt
Organism: Drosophila nasuta
Lineage: Eukaryota; Metazoa; Arthropoda; Insecta; Diptera; Drosophilidae
Exons: 1
Coding region: 29-820 (263 amino acids)
Source: RefSeq, a predicted model, not a curated record